Messenger RNA from Bactrocera tryoni, 324 nucleotides. RefSeq names its product cuticle protein 38-like. The transcript has 2 exons. The record is from RefSeq and is a predicted model, not a curated record. Lineage: Eukaryota; Metazoa; Arthropoda; Insecta; Diptera; Tephritidae. Bases 1 to 324 code for a protein of 107 amino acids.
AUGUUCAAAUUGUUUGCUGUCUGUUUCUUGGCUCUCUUCGCUGUUGCCUUCGGUGCUGCUAAGCCCGGUCUCUUGGCUGCUCCAUUGGCUUACUCCGCUCCUUUAGCUGCUGCCUAUGCCGCUCCAGUCGCCGCUGCUUACUCAGCACCCCUCGCCUACACCGCAGGAUAUGCUGGUUACGUUGCUCCCUAUGCCAGCAGCUACUCAGCUCACUCGAUUGCCCACUCCGCCGCUUUCCCAGCUGCCUAUGCUGCUGCUCCAGUAGUCGCCGCGCCAGCACCAGUUCUUGCUGCUGCCCCAGCUGUUGCUGUGUUGAAGAAAUAG